AUGUUUUUGUGGCUACGCUAUGCUGCUAUAUUAUGCAGUGGAGGUGUUACCAGCAGUUAUAUCAGAAAAUCCCAAGCGUCAAUCGACAUGCCACUCGAACUUUUUCCUUCACCCCUUGGAUUCAAUGCACCAGAGCAGGUUCACAUAACACAAGGAGAUGACGUAGGACGAAGCAUGAUAAUUUCAUGGGUGACCCCAAUAAAGCCACAUCCAAAUGAAGUCACUUAUUGGGAAGACAUAAAUGGCAAACAUGGUCACAAACACAAGAUUAGUGCUAAAUUCACUUCUUACAGAUACUACAAUUACACUUCUGGUUAUAUUCAUCAUGCAACAAUCAGAAGACUAAAGUAUAACACUAAGUACAUUUACGAACUUGGAAAGCACAAUACCACUCGGAGAUUCCACUUCACAGCUCCUCUUCAAGUUGGACCUGAUGUUCCAUACACCUUUGGUGUCAUGGGUGACUUGGGACAAACAUAUGACUCGAAUCAAACAUUCAAGCAUUAUGUGGCGAACCCAAAGGGUCAAGCAGUGCUGUUUCUUGGUGAUCUUUCAUAUGCAGAUCAUUAUGAAUUCCACGACAAUAUGAGGUGCGAUAGUUGGGGUAAAUUUAUCGAGAAGAGUGUUGCAUACCAGCCGUGGAUUUGGACAGCAGGAAAUCAUGAAAUCGACAAUGCUCCGGAGAUUGAGGAAAACACUCCAUUUAAGCCAUAUCUGCAUCGUUAUCACGUUCCUUACAAGGCGUCCCAGAGCACAUCUCCUCUUUGGUAUUCCAUUAAACGUGCAUCGGCCUACAUAAUUGUACUGUCUUCUUAUUCAGCUUACGGUACAUAUACUCCACAAUAUAACUGGUUUCAACAAGAAUUCCCAAAAGUGAACAGGGCUGAAACUCCAUGGCUCAUUGUUCUUCUUCAUUCUCCAUGGUAUAACAGUAAUAACUACCACUACAUGGAAGGAGAAAGCAUGAGAGUCAUGUUUGAAUCUUGGUUUGUUCAGAACAAAGUCGAUCUCGUGUUUGCUGGACAUGUUCAUUCUUACGAGGGCUCGGAAAGAAUAUCGAAUAUGAAGUACAACAUAACAAGUAAUUUAAGCACUCCAGUGAAAGAUGCUUCUGCUCCGGUGUACAUAACCAUUGGUGAUGGUGGAAACAUCGCAGGCCUUGCUAAUAAUUGA
This is a messenger RNA of Fraxinus pennsylvanica, 1173 nucleotides long. NCBI's taxonomy places the organism in Eukaryota, Viridiplantae, Streptophyta, Magnoliopsida, Lamiales, Oleaceae. The record is from the annotation of a GenBank genome assembly.